Molecule: messenger RNA, 2175 nt
Organism: Trematomus bernacchii (emerald rockcod)
Lineage: Eukaryota; Metazoa; Chordata; Actinopteri; Perciformes; Nototheniidae
Gene: cpb2
Product: carboxypeptidase B2 (plasma)
Exons: 11
Coding region: 58-1338 (426 amino acids)
Biological process (GO): fibrinolysis; proteolysis
Molecular function (GO): zinc ion binding; metallocarboxypeptidase activity
Source: RefSeq, a predicted model, not a curated record
UGGCUGUCCUCAUGGUUCUAGUAAACGUCUAUCAUUUCCAGUCUGUUUCCUGACAUCAUGAAGACUCUUUUGAUUUUGUUUGUUUUAAUGAAUUUGGACAAACUGCUGAAGACGGCACACUGCACAGAAACACAAGAUCAAGUUCUAUCAAUCACCCCAAAAACACAGGAGCAAGUAGACAUUUUGAAGAAUGUUUCCACUCAAUAUGAGACAGCCUUGUGGCAGCCUGUUUCCCCUCAUUAUAUUAAAGAAGACACUCAGGUCCACCUGUUUGUCCCUGCAAACAGCUCAGAGACUGUCAAGGACCUGCUGCAGAGACACGCCAUAACACACGAGGUGCUACUGGCGAACCCCAACGAGCUGAUUGAAAUGCAGACGAGGAACGACUCCGGUGACCCAAGGAGUAGCGUGACCUUCUACGAAAGAUAUCACAGCCUGGAGGAUAUUUAUUUCUGGAUAAACAGGACUCAACAGGACAACCCUGACACUGUGAAAGUCAUUCUCAUUGGUUCCUCAUUUGAGAAGCGUCCACUCUAUGUUCUAAAGUUGUCUGUAAAUAACAGGCCGAAUAAGAAAGCAAUGUGGAUAGAUUGUGGGAUCCAUGCCAGAGAGUGGAUCUCUCCUGCUUUCUGCUUAUGGUUUGUACAAUAUUCUUUGUCAUUUUACCAGUUAAACGAUGACAUUACUAAAAUCCUGGACAACAUGGAUGUCUACAUCCUGCCUGUUUUGAACCCUGAUGGAUACCAUUACACAUGGACAACAAACAGGAUGUGGAGGAAGAACCGCUCGACCAACAGGGGCACCAAAUGCAUCGGGGUCGACCUCAACAGAAACUUUGAUGCCAACUGGUGCACGGAGGGAGCCUCUGAUCAGCCCUGCACUGAGAUCUACUGCGGGGCCUUCCCUGAGUCUGAACCAGAGACGCAGGCCGUGGCCGACUUCCUGCGCAGCCACAAGGACAUCGUCCAGAUCUACCUCAGCAUCCACUCCUACUCUCAGAUGCUGCUCUUCCCGUACUCCUGCACCUUAGAGGAAGCAGAGAACCACAGCGAGCUGCUUGAAAUGGUCCAAGAAGCUGCCCAGAAAAUCCAAAGAUAUUACAGAAAUAUGUACACAUAUGGUUCUGGAGCAAAGACAAUAUACCUGGCUCCUGGAGGUUCUGAUGAUUGGGCGUACAAACUUGGCAUCAAAUACUCGUUCACAUUUGAGCUCCAGGACCGCGGGCGCUAUGGCUUCCUCCUUCCACCAUCUGACAUCUCCAAAGCCUGCAACGAAGCUCUGCUCGCUGUGAAGACUAUUGCUCUAAAGGUCGUUGACAAAACAAAAGCUCCUGCUUAAACCGUCCGAGCAGUAGUGACAUCAGUGACUUAAUAUAAUGGGAUAAAAACGGUAUCAAAAACAGAAUGAACUGAUUUAAGUUACAGAUGAAGGGAGCAAUAAGGUAACAGUGUGUCACCCAAACUGCGUCAUCAUGCAUAUGUCAGAUGAUAAUAGUGAUGAAGGCUAUUGUUGUGUUAUUGGUGGUGUUAAUAAUAUAUGAUCUCAACCACACCCCUGUCAGAUGUGAUGCAAAGGAAUACAGCAGCUGUGCAUUAAAAAUAAAUGAAAAUAAAUAACAUGCUGUGUGAAUGUUUAAUUUUUGACUACUUUCAGUAUGGCAGUACCCUAUCAUAUGUAUAUUGUAAAGUCAUGGCAUUUAUAAAAUAAAGUUGGAGUUCUUAUUGUGUUUUAAAGCAGAAUGUAUUAUCAGGAAAUAGCAGCAACCAGAGCCUAUCAACAUAUAUGUCUUUUUAAUACUUUUUUGAUAUUUUUUUAGGCACAGUGUCCCUCAAUUUAUUUUUGAAUGACCUCAGUCUGUGUUUCCUAAGUGUUAAGUUAUGAUCUUGGCUUUAAAGUCUCACAUGCCCCCAAUUUCAUCCUCCUAAUGGACUCUAAUGGCACUCAGAAUUUGACAAAUGCUCGUUGGAUCUUUCAGGACCAGAAUCAGCAGUAAGUGUUGGCACUAAUGGCAGCAGCCGGAGCGCCGCCGCAGGACCAAAACAUCAUAAAUCACAAAAUGGAGCCAGAUCACAUCUAAAAAGCCCAGCUGAAAGUUGGUCUUUACAGAUUAACGAAAAAUGUAAUAUGUCUAACACAAAAUGAUCAUUCAAGGAAUAAAAACACGUGAUACAUAUG